AUGAGAAUGAUAGAGAUGCGGGCUUUUUACCAAUGACAGCCAAUCUCUUGUCACGUUUGUGAUACGUUUUUGUAGCACAAGUUACAUCCGGCUGAAGACUUUAGGUGUUUACGUGGUAGCUGUUGGUUGUUGGUGUUCAGGAUGUUCAGGUCGCUUCGGUUGCUGCUGCAGGUGCUAUGGGCCCAGCUGCUCUGUAAGUGGGUACUGGGCUCCGAGCUAACCUUCGAGCUUCCUGACAACGCCAAACAGUGUUUCUACGAGGACAUCAUCGUCGGCACCAAGUGUACGCUGGAGUUUCAGGUUGUAACCGGUGGCCACUACGAUGUAGACUGCCGCCUGGAGGACCCAGACAGCACUACACUCUACAAGGAGACGAAAAAGCAAUAUGACAGUUUUACCUUCACAGCGGCCAAGAAUGGCACACACAAGUUCUGCUUCAGCAACGAGUUCUCCACCUUCACACACAAGACCGUUUACUUUGAUUUCCAAGUCGGCGAUGACCCUCCCCUCUUCCCCAAUGAGAACAGAGUCACCGCUCUCACUCAGAUGGAAUCAGCCUGCGUGUCUAUCCACGAGGCCCUGAAGUCCGUCAUAGACUACCAGACGCACUUCCGCCUCCGUGAGGCCCAGGGACGCAGUCGGGCUGAGGACCUAAACACCCGCGUUGCCUUCUGGUCCAUUGGUGAGGCCAUUAUCCUGCUUGUGGUCAGCAUCAGCCAGGUGGUCCUGCUUAGAAGUUUCUUCUCCGACAAGAAGACCACCAUGACACGAGUUGGAUCGUAACAGCCUUUGAGCUGCAGGAUCUGGUUCGGUUCAUCACCUUAUUUUGUUUGUACAUGAAAGGGUGUCUAUAGCAUGAAGUGAAAAAGAGCAGCAGUGCUGAUGUGAAGGUUUAAUCAUAUCAAAUAAUCUGAUAUUACCUCCUAGGUUCGCACUGCAGUUCUUAGACAUUUUAUGUAAAUAAGUCUUGUUGGGGCGGGGGGAAAUGUGUUGAGGAAAAUUGCUUAAUGGUGUGGUUAUUUAAAACAGGUCAAGCUGGUCCUGUGGUUGUUUAGUUCUUUUUUUUAUUUGUGUUUUGGUUGUCCUCCGUCUUUUACCCUUCCUGUCCGCUGCAUUUUCAGGGUGCACAUUGUAGAAAGCAAAAUGGUAGACGUUUCAUCAAAUCUACCCAUGUUAGGAUUUUAUGGAUGUUUCUCCAUAUCUGUAUCUCUGAAAUCACACUCAAUGCAAAGGGGUACUUUCCACAAAGGUUUUAUUUUGUUAAAGAAAAAUCUUUUGAAAUUCAACACAUGUUGUAUUAAAUGAGAUCAAGAACAUUAUUGGUUGGGUUUUUGUUAGCUUUUUAUUUUAAAUACGUUAUUUGAGUGGAUUAGGCCAUUUGUCACAUCUAAGUAACCAAAUAGUAAAACAUAAUUCAUUGGUACAGCUGUUUGAUUUUCAUUUCAAGUUACUUCAUGUUCCAACAGGAAAGCAGUUACUUGAUUUAUUACAAAGGCAAAAUUAAAGAGUUGUUUUAUCUGAAUUGUGCAUUUUGUGUGUAGAGGUGGUAAAGCCAACAGUUUUAACUACUCAAGCUUCUGCAAUAUUUGUUUUCCUUAUUUUCUUUUUUUUUUUGUUAUUUAGUGGUUUAUGUAGUCCUGCCGUUCCGGUUUUAAAGUGUAACAGCAUAUUUAUCCUGUAGCCUGAUGGUGUUGUUUUAGUUGUAUACAACAGUGUUGUACGUGUUUAAAAAGUGUAAUUUCAACAAAAUAUUUUCAUUACUACUGGGUUAAAAUUGUAAUUAGAUUAAUUCUCCUGCUGUUUGAUUGGAUCGUUUACAAAAUAAUCAGUAAUAAAUGGACACAGUCAUUCAAUAUUUUCAGUUUCAAUGUAAUUUUGACUUCAGAUUAAUUAAACAUGUUGAUCCAGGUUAAAUUGCUCUGAUUUGUUUUUUUGUAUAUUUCUAUAUUUUUCUUUUGUAAAUUCAGACACAUCACUGAGACAUAAAAUUUGGGUGAAUCAUCAGCGUCUUUACUACAUAUAACAUACACUGAUGUAUCUGAGAUCAGCUAUAAGAUCUCACAGCUAAAUUUUGGUAGUUAUAAAUUCAAUUGAUUAUUUACCAUCCUGCUUUUCCAACUUUUUUUUAUUCCUCAGCUUUUCUAUUUGUGUUAAUCAGACAGAACAGAUAAGUGAUUGACAACAUUGAAUGGUUUAUUGCAAUAUAUAAAAUAUAUGGUUUUGUUUUGGUUUUUGCAUCUUUUACAGUUACCUUGUUUUAAAUCUUGAUGUGUGGUGCAAUGUUGGUAUUUUUUUUUUAACCUUGUGCACUGAUGGGUCACUAUAUCUGUGCCGUUUUUGAGUUGCUGGGAUGCUUCAAUAAAUUUCUGGUUGAGAUGUA
Messenger RNA from Girardinichthys multiradiatus, 2380 nucleotides. RefSeq names its product transmembrane p24 trafficking protein 7 (gene tmed7). Gene Ontology annotation, biological process: endoplasmic reticulum to Golgi vesicle-mediated transport; intracellular protein transport; Golgi organization. Lineage: Eukaryota; Metazoa; Chordata; Actinopteri; Cyprinodontiformes; Goodeidae. The coding region runs from base 142 to 783 and encodes 213 amino acids. The record is from RefSeq and is a predicted model, not a curated record. The transcript has 4 exons. Gene Ontology annotation, cellular component: endoplasmic reticulum-Golgi intermediate compartment; COPII-coated ER to Golgi transport vesicle; Golgi apparatus.